CCUCUUUAUUAGUAUCAACACCUUCCCCUUCAGAAAAGCACGCACCCAUCCCCUUGUUCGUCAUCCAUUAGCUAUCGUUAAAGAGCGUGUGUCUCCCCGAAGCGCUACAGUCUUCUGACUGAGCCUUCGGGAGAUCCAUAACGCUCGGCCUGAGUUCUUUUGUCUGGCUGCCUUUGGACUGUUGUCGAUCUUCGCACGGCGUGUCGAACGACAAGUCUACCCUAUAGUCGAUUUUGAUCUAGUCAACUUUGUCAUAUCUCAUUCCCAUCAAUUUAUUUUGCUCAGCAUGGCGGACUACUUCACCUACGUGCCGGGUGGUCCUAACUGGACGAGCACGCAGCCCAUGGACAUCAUCGUCGAUGAACCAUACCACUGUGCCAUGACCGAAGAAAAGGAGCAGGAGAUUGUGGAGGCCGAAAACGAAAAGCUCGAUCAGUUGCAGGCCAAGUUCACCAGAGGCUUCGACCCGUCCACCUUUGGCAACGAAGUGAUCUCGGCUCUCCCCAGUCUCGCACGCUCCACAUUUCCUGGGACCUAUGAACAUUUUCUGAUGUUGUUGUUCACCACAGACGACGAGAUGCAUGACAUGCAAGUGCAGCUCGAGCAAUGGUUGCUGCAGCGCUAUGGACAGGUUUUCGACGACGGCAUCCCGCGGAUCGAGACGAACAUCGCCGACGAGACCUAUUUCGCCGUCGAGAUCGAGACACUGAGAAGACUGCUCGAGCCUUUGCGUGGAGACUGUGCGAGUCCAGUCUACUGGCAUAAUGCCAGACGGGCAAGCCCAACGAAAGCUCGGAAGCAACUGGAGGCGUCAAUCAAGGUGGUCAACGUGUUCAAGAAGGACCUCAUCGCGGCCAUCCAGUUCGACCCCCAGGAACGCAAGAUCGUUAACCCUCUCCCGAUCUCGGUCGAGCGCUCGGCCUUCGUGAGCUUGAAGCAGAUUCGCACCGACGCGUGCAAGGGCACACUGUAUUGGGACGAGUAUAAUCAGAGCAGCCUGGUCCUUACCCUGUUCUACCAUGCAUACAAGGGGCUCGUCUGCCGCACCAACCCAACCAAGGCACGCAAAUGGGGUUGGCUGCCGCCCGAGACGCUUGAGGCUCCCCGUCCAUCGAGCGCGCAGGCAUGUCUGGGAGAUCUCGCCCACUGGCCGCUCAGACAAGAGGGCAAUAACAAGUACGAUCUGCUCAUCCGGACCGCGCUCUGGCUGGCGCUGGGAAGAGGUCUCCCCGCCGUGCAUCUAUUCUGUGAUUGUGCCAGAGUCUUCACAUCUCUGAUGCCACCCGAGCAUGCGAGCCCGAAGGGGAUUGUCUUCCUGCGCCGUCUAACCCAGCUUCGUCUACCCGUGGAGGCCAUUCGAUCCAAUCUUAAAGUUCCGGUUCCAUUCCAGAAGCGGUCCCUGAAGAGUGAUAACCACGAGUACUUCGAGGACGUCUGGCGCUCCGACCAGGACCUGGAGAAGGACUUGGCUCGGAACGUCACCCUGUAUGGGAUGGACACGGCGAAAGCCGUCCGUCAAGCAAGACCCCCUCCGCCUCGCCGCUCGUUCAAGCGACAGACCCAACUCAUCAAGGACGCUCUCACCGUGGAGGAGGACUUCACGCACGUGUGGCCACGCAAGGAUGCGGCAAGUAAGCUCUCCUCAUUAAUCUGUUCAGCUGGUCUAACACGUUCUACACGUCCAUAGAUCCCCGUGCAGCCUCGUCUCCCCACUGUUCCCGAGCCUGUUUGGAAGCCCCAACCUAAGCCGGUCGAGCCGGAUAUUUUCGACGAGGGAGAAUACGUUACGGUUCUCAUCUGAGCUGCAAGAAACCUCGCAUUUUCCAGCCGGUCAGAGCUUCCUGUUUCGAAGUCAAGAUCUCAUCCACCUAUCGACCUCAAAACCGUCCAUUCUCCUCUCUUGCCCCGAACAUCACCGAAAAACCCUCCACCCUCGAUCAUAUCCUUCGGUUCUCCCAGCCCUCCCCCCGUAAAGAAAACCCCCCACUCAGAGAUGGAAAAGCAGAGACUGGCACGUCAUCAAUUCCAGACCACGAGCCAACCUAAGUCCCUCCACCUCCAUCACCGAGUAUCGAAACGGUCCAAUAAC
Aspergillus homomorphus CBS 101889 is the source of this 2089-nucleotide messenger RNA. RefSeq lists its product as uncharacterized. The coding region runs from base 287 to 1687 and encodes 466 amino acids. The record is from RefSeq and is a predicted model, not a curated record. Lineage: Eukaryota; Fungi; Ascomycota; Eurotiomycetes; Eurotiales; Aspergillaceae. The transcript is spliced from 2 exons.